Messenger RNA from Hibiscus syriacus, 732 nucleotides. RefSeq lists its product as uncharacterized. NCBI's taxonomy places the organism in Eukaryota, Viridiplantae, Streptophyta, Magnoliopsida, Malvales, Malvaceae. The record is from RefSeq and is a predicted model, not a curated record. Bases 53 to 442 code for a protein of 129 amino acids. The transcript is spliced from 6 exons.
CUUGCAAGUUUUGUUUAGAGAUUGAGAAGAGUAGUCCAAUUUGCUGAGAGAAAUGGAGCAAGGCAAAGGAACCAAGUCUUCUUCUUCUGAACUCUUUGGCUCAAAGGUGUCAUCUUCGUCUCGUUCAAGGAUUUUAGAGUCUAUAUUUCCUACUCAACCUAAGGUGCCAGGAGGAAUCUCUCUGCUAACCAGAAGGCAGAAUUCCCCGAAUGAGCCAUUGAAUGCAAAUCCUGCAAACUCUGAAGCGGGUUCCAUUUAUCCGCAGCAAUGCUCACAACCAUGUCAUCUAAGUUCAUCGAUCUACUACGGCGGCCAAGACGUAUGCCCUCACCCCCAGACUAAUCAAGACUCUGGAAUAGGCUCUGUGUACAAGGAUGAUGGAGAAGAUGAUUCGGGAUAUGCAAUAAGAGGAAACUGGUGGCAAGGAUCUCUCUAUUACUAAGUGUUUUCUCGCCGAUCAACAUACAUAUUAAGCAGGUAAAUAGGAAGACACAGAUGGCAGUUUAACCCGUUGCCAGCUAUACAUGGGAUGUAGACUGCAGUAAUCAGAUGUUGCAGACAGCCGAUUGCUUUUUACUUACUCCGGCUGAGCAAAUAUAGUAGUUCGACUCCCUUCUUCAGUGUGAAGAAUGGGGAGAAUUAGUCUUUUACUUUCUUUUCUUUAAUUCUGUGAAGACUAUGUACUCAAGUGACCUUGAUGUAGUAUGAUGAAUUACAAACUGUGCUUCAACA